Molecule: messenger RNA, 2226 nt
Organism: Priceomyces carsonii
Lineage: Eukaryota; Fungi; Ascomycota; Pichiomycetes; Serinales; Debaryomycetaceae
Exons: 1
Coding region: 1-2226 (741 amino acids)
Biological process (GO): vesicle-mediated transport
Source: RefSeq, a predicted model, not a curated record
AUGAAUAGUUAUAUCUCUCAGUUUAUCCCUCAACUAGGAGGAUACUCUCUAAGUGCUGAGAAGCAGGAGGAUAUUGAAAAAGUGCUUGAAUUUCCUAAGAUUAAGCGUAUAUUAAUAUUCAAUCCUGAUUUUGCUGAUAAGAAGUCAGAAUCAAACGAAGAGUUAGAGAAACAAAUAUUAUGCCUCGUGUCCUCAGAGAAGGUUUUAGACAUCACAAGUGAGGAAAGAAUUAACAUAAUUAAGAUGAUGGGGGUGAUUCAGGGAACCAUGUCCUUUGUGAAAGAUUUUAAUGAGAAUUCACUGAGCGAAGUUACUGUCAUAAAGACUGAGUCCACCAAUAUUUUGGUGAAGCAGGUAGAGGAAACUUACCAUAUUGCAUGCUUUCUCGAAUUAGUCGAUGAUGAAUACGAAUCAAAUGUGAUAGAGGUCCAGUUCAAAGAGCUUAUUGAUCAAGCGUAUAGUUUUUUUAAAUUAAUGAACACUUCAUUCGAGGCGAUGUUAAAGUCGUAUACUUUGAGUAUUUUAAAGGAUGAGCUUAUUGACUUUUGGGAUGGCUUUUUGGUGAGCUAUAAUCAAGGAACGCUACGGUUAAAAUCCAACUCAGUAUGGCCCAAUUGCUUAAACUACAAAGGAUUUUUGGGUACAAUACCAGGAAAACCCUACAAAAGAUCAUCUUUGUAUCUAUCAAGAAGUGCCCAGAUUGAAAUGGAUCAAAUUAUAGAAACACAUAGGAAUGAGCUUCAUUUUCCGAGUGGAAUUAUUGUGUCAAACUUUAAUAAGAAGGAACCUAAACAAUAUGGCAUGCUUUACUUAAACAGCAAUCCCUCAAAGAACAUCGAUGGAACUUUCAUUACAGAUAAAUCACUUAUUUGCAUAUAUAAUUGGCUUGAGUUCUACGAUUAUCACGAAAAACUAGAUACAAAUCACUUGGUAAAAACCGAUACUCUGGAUUUAUUCGCUUCCAUUUCUUCGACAGAGGAUAUAUCAAGCCAUAAGAGUCAUAGACAAGAUCCAGACUCCAUCCAAGAAGAACAUAGUACAAAUAAUGAGGAGAUUGAUUCCCAGUCAUUUGCCAGAUCUGCUUUCGAUAUGCUUAAUCCUAUCACUUUAACCAACAAUCUUGUCAUUCUGCCACUAAAUAAUUCCAUGAAUAGCGUAAUGACUUAUGGAAGAACUAAUAAUAACGCUAAUAGCACUGGGGAAGAAAACAGUAGCUGGCUACCAAAAUUUACUUUAAACCCCUUUGGGAGCAGUAAUGAAAAUCCAGCUGAAGCAAGGGCAGCUGAAGAAAAUGUGGAAACGACCAAUAUCAACAAUUAUGAUGAAAUUGAUGACGAGGAUGACGAUCAUGGGGAAUUUAUAAUUGGGCCUACGAAAGAUGGUGAACAGGCCACAGAAAUCCAAAGGAAGCUAAUAUAUUUAGAAGCACAGGAAAACGAUUCGAUAACAGAAAGAGAAUAUCUGCUAGUGUUAUUCCGCAAGGAUGAUAUUGCAAUCGCUUUAGUAUUCGACUCAUCAAUAGCUUCUCUUGACGAGUUACAGUUUUAUCAAGAUAUUCAAAACUCUUUUUUCUUACCAAUGAUAGAACAGAUAGAGAAUACUUUAAUUGGAGGAAGUGCAUUAGGUAAUAGCAUAAAUUCAAUGAAAUCUAUGGGCCCUCUUUUAAAGAAUGGACUAAAUAAUGAAAAUAGGAUAGAAGCACCAGAUGAUAACUUUUUCUUUAUUGUCUAUGAUCUUAAAGAAUCAUGGUUCAAAUCAUCUCUCCCAUUCCUACCAUUUCCAUCACUCGCCCCUCAAGGUAUUAGCGAACAGUCAAUUUCAAAAUAUCAAAACGCUAUUUGUUCACUUCAUGGUUUUCUCAUUGAUUUGUUCAUUAUUAAGAGCCAUAAUUUUUUUGGACAAUCACGAUUGGACGAAUACUUUCAUAAAUUUAAUUGCAAUAGACUUAAUGAUUGGAUGAUUUAUUAUAUAGAACAUAAAGGUAGAAUUAUUAUCAUUAUGAGAAAUCAAAAUCAUAAUACGAAAAACCAAAGGAACAAGGUCUCAAAUUCAAAAAAGCAAGGAUUAACAUCAUCAGCUGCAUCAGCUAUCGAUCAUAAUGGAUCAGGUAUUUUCAACCAUAUCGUGGAUGGGGUUUAUGAACAGGCACAAUUCGGUUUCCUAGAUAACUUGGGUGAUGAUGUUAAAUCUUGGUUAGAGACAUUUUCCCUAAGUGGCGAGACUUAA